UCUGCCCACAACUGGAAAUUGCGUCGAAGGCUAGAUGGGUGCACGUGAUCGUCCGUUAGCCCCCGGCAUCCUCCCAUUCAAAUGCCACUCCCACUCCCACUUCUACUCCCACUUCCAAUCCCAAUCCAAAACCCAGGUCUCACCCCACAUCAGCUGUGAAGUCUAUCAAGAAGAAAGCCUUCUCUUGCGACCAAUGCCGUGUCCGAAAAGUACGGUGCGGCGGGGAACAGCCAGCCUGUCGACGCUGUGUUGUCAGGAAUGAUAAUUGUAGGUAUCUGCUUGCGCCGACGAUUUCGUAUACGCAGAAACUCGAAAAUCGGGUAAGGGAGUUGGAAGGAUUGCUUCAGCGCCAAGGCGAGAGGGUUCAAGGAAAUGAGGAGUUUAGAGAGGGCGGCGAUGGAGAUGAGGAGAUGAUUUCUGGACCUGGAUCAGGAUUGCAAGGGGCUUCUGGAGUCGUGAAGGAUUUUAGGUCAGGCUUGGAAAAGGGUAUCCCAUUGUCACAUGAUGGUAUGGGGACGUUCGAUGGCUUGAAAAGGGACGAGAAAGGUGGGAUUACCUACCAUGGUGCGACGAGCUUCUUCCAGCUACCGAAUCCAGUGAGCAGGGAUCCAAGUGAGGUUCCUGGGAGAGACGGAGGUGUGUACCCUGGGUUCUUGGAAGCCGCUGGAGGAGGGGAUAGGAAGGAGAGGUUAGUGAAUAAUGCGUGGCAGCAGAGGGCGAAAGAGACGUUUGCGGAGACGCCGGAGCCAUUCCAGUUUCUCUUGGAUGUCCAUUGGUGUUGGAUUCAACCGCUUUUCAACUUUGUGUACAGGCCAGCUUUCACUCGUGACAUGGAAGUUCUGGGCUCGUACUACUCCCAUACUCUGCUCAACGCUAUGCUCUCACAUGCGGUGAGAUGGUGCAAGAACGACGCCAAGAUCCGAAAAUUGCUUGAACCUUACGAGAAUGGGCAGCUUUUCUGGCGGCAGACACGGACGCUGCUGUUUGAAGAGCUGAGACAGGGACACAGCAAGAUACCCACAGUUCAGACACUGCUUCUGCUCAGUGCACAAGAAUGUAGUGCCGGGAACCGAACGCAGGCCUGGCUGUACAGCGGCAUGGCGUUCCGGCUUAUUGAGGACAUGGGCAUUACUAUCGAUGGCCAGAGAUAUGCAGGUGCUGUACAGUUAUCGGAUGAGGAUAUUGAGAUUAGGCAUCGGCUGUUUUGGAGUUGUUAUUUCUGGGAUAAGAUGAUUAGUCUUUAUCUUGGGAGGUCGCCUACCUUGCAGCACUCAAAUAUCAGUCCGCCGCAGAUCAUGCUUGACGACUCGGCCGAAACCGAGUUCUGGAAACCGCACGGUAUAGUCUACCCAGAAGGUUUCGACUAUCCGCCCACACAAGCGCAUUCAAUUUCAUGCUUCAUGAGGAUGUGUCAGCUAUCCGAGAUCUUCAACCAGAUCUUGAUCCAUAUUUACGAUCCACUUGGUCGAAACUCCGAAGCUGAAAUUCAGGCCUGUCUGGCUACGGAGAGUAGAGCUUUGGGGAGGUGGUGGGAUGACCUUCCGAGUUUUCUGAGGAUUGAUGCGAAAGAGCUGCCGGCUUUUUGUCCGCCUAGUCAUAUUGUUACCCUAAAUUGUCUCUACCACACGUUCAAAAUCCUCCUCUUCAGACCUAUGCUCUUCCAACGAUCUUCCAACAUCGCCCAACAACGACCUGACCCCAACCACCUCGUCGAGUGCAUCUCCUCCGCUACAUCCAUAAUCGCCAUCUUUGACUUAUUCUGUCGAACGUUUGGAGACGAUUACUGUAUUUUAUCGCUGUCGUAUAGUGUUUAUAUUGCCGCUUCUAUCUUCCUGCUGCAAGUACAAGCUACAUCUGGACCGGUCGUGGGUGAGGAGAUGACGUUUAGGAGGCUGGAGUUUUGUAUUAUGGCGUUGGAGAGGGUGGGGAGGAUUAACCCUGUCAUCGGCAGCUCCCUAAACCUCAUCACCCAAGCCCUCUCCAAACUCAACAUCCACUUCCCCACAGAUACCACCUUCGCCGGUCCUAGUCAUCCACCAGUCAACAAAUACCCCAGCAAUAUACAAGAACUCCGAUUCUUACCACCCACAGCUGAACCAGUCCCCGCGCCACAGCUCCAGAAUAAUAACAAUAAUUUUGAGAUUGAUGCGAGUGCGUUCCAGCAUCCAGCUGUACCGCUGCAGGAUUUUGGGCUGGAGAAUUUUGAGAUCUCGCCGGAGAUGCUGGAUGCGUUUUCGUCGCUGGAACCGAUUCAUGCCACUGUGGGGGCGCUUUAUGAGUUUAAUCAGAGGUGGGAUGCUGAGAGGGCAAGUACUGGAUUUCUCGAGGCAUAUGGACCUGGCCGAAGGGAUUCUGGAUUCUGGACUCUGGAUUCUGCGCAAGACGGAGCUUUGGGUUCCGACGACAAGGAUUCGUGACUUCAUGUCGGGUUGUGGAGAUGAAAAGGUCCUUGAGAAGUGUAUGCUGGAAUGACGGUGCUGUCUGUAUGAAUCGGUCAGAGAUAGUGACAGCUAUUCCUGUCUAUCAACAUCCUUCUCUUCGUGACCAACAUUCCAGAGGUUCUGGAGAGCGUGGUUAAUGCGCGCUUCGUGCGAGUGGUAGGAAGGCGGGAGGGGUGUAUACCAUAGUGUAGUGGGCAUGGUGUUUUGACUUGCAGAAGCGAAGCGAGGUUUUGGUAUUGACGUCGAUUUUGCAGUUGACGCUGUAGUGACUUGUACUGGGUUCCUCAAGAACUCAAAGAGACGGACGGACGCGUAUUAUGCUCCUGAGAAGAGGUUUGAGUGAUGAAGGAUACAUGGAGAUGGUCCUCUUCUUUGGGAUUGAAGUCAGACUUGAUACGCUGUAAACCUAUUUUCAGACCAUGAAGUUGAAGAUGAACGUCUCUGGGAGCAAACUCCGUCUUUUUCCUGCUGAACUGAAUAGCUUAGAGGUCGUGGGCUGUGAAGAAAUCUUGGGAUGAUGCUUGGCGGGGGUGGAACAAAUUUCGACAAUGAAGUCGAAAGCCCCUCCUGCUGUCGGACUCCUAUUCCUGCGUGUAAUGGUUUUGAAAUGCUUAAAGGUACAUUAAAGAACCAUCAUCUCCCUCCACCUUCACAAUAUAACUCCCCCCUGAAUCAACUCAUCUUCCAUCACUGCAAAAGUACCGCCUGGGACAUCAGCCAAGACACAAACAAUUAAGCGGGCACUAAAGAGCGUACAGUAACUCGCGUACUGUAGCUCCAAAACACAAGGCUCGGCCAGAAUCCGACUUCAGUCCAAAAUGGUGCGACGGAAAACCCUUUCUCCACCAUUUUCAUUCCUGCAUCACCCGACAUCUUCUUCUUCUGGCCACCUCUUUUACAAACUUCAUCUCAUCCAUCUACUGAGUGCGAAAAGGCUGAAGUACGGAUAGAGAACGAGGACUUGAGAUUGAACUGGGUUGGCAGGAGGUUUUGUUUUGUUUUGUUUUGGAUAAGGUAGGGUCGUAUUGUACUGUGCUACUGUACAACCCCGCAUUGAGAUUGGGGGUGCGUGGGCGUGGGGUGACGGCUAUUCUCCACACCUGAGUGGGUCAGGAACUGGUAUAUUGGGGAGGAAAACCACCGGGCAGUUGAUGGUCUGUGAGAGAUCAUUGGCUCUGGUGUGUAAGGACGGCGAGGUGACGCUUUGGAAUCCGGAUCGCCAGUUCUGAUUGGAAGGGUUGGAUUCCAACGGGUUCAUCAUGUUUAAGGUUGAUGUCAACUGGUAUUAUGCUUUUACCAUCUUGGUGAUUGCUGCAGGUGGUAUUCCAAAAGGUAAGAACUUCUCUCUUGCGACAGUUAAAGUCUGAUGUCGAUUGUGAUAUUUGUAGGCUACGAUGAGGGUGGAUUCAG
Molecule: messenger RNA, 3851 nt
Organism: Cadophora gregata
Lineage: Eukaryota; Fungi; Ascomycota; Leotiomycetes; Helotiales; Ploettnerulaceae
Exons: 6
Coding region: 411-2417 (668 amino acids)
Biological process (GO): DNA-templated transcription
Molecular function (GO): zinc ion binding; DNA binding
Source: RefSeq, a predicted model, not a curated record